Messenger RNA from Belonocnema kinseyi, 6502 nucleotides. Its product is annotated as fatty acid synthase-like. Gene Ontology annotation, molecular function: oxidoreductase activity; fatty acid synthase activity. Lineage: Eukaryota; Metazoa; Arthropoda; Insecta; Hymenoptera; Cynipidae. The record is from RefSeq and is a predicted model, not a curated record. Gene Ontology annotation, biological process: fatty acid biosynthetic process. Bases 195 to 6149 code for a protein of 1984 amino acids. The transcript is spliced from 14 exons.
GGUUGCAGAAAGCACGAGUGUCGAGUCGCGCAAUAUUAUUGAGGAUUAUCAGCAAAUACCAAACCUGGACCAAAUAAAUUGUUUUUAAAAAAAUUAAUAAAUUAAGUUUAAAAAGUUUUUGAAAUAAUAUAUAGAUAUAUAUUAUUUCAAUAAAGUAAUAACAUCCAGGUAGUUUUUUUACAAAUUAAAACAAAAUGGAUCCCACAACAAUGACUGGUGAUGAAAUAGUAAUAUCGGGAAUUUCGGGAAAAUUUCCGAACUGUGAUAACAUUAGAGAAUUGCAACAAAAUCUGAUGAACAAAGAGGAUUGUACUACUGAUGAUACGAGUCGUUGGGAUAUUGAAAAUCCAAAAAUUCCGCAGAGAUCCGGAAAGAUGAAAAACAUAGAAAAAUUUGACAACAUUUUUUUUGGAGUUCACGCUAAACUCACAGAUCAGUUAGAGCCUAUGACGAGAAUGAUGCUAGAGCGUACUUAUGAGGCAGUUAUUGACGCUGGAAUAAAUCCUCGAGAAUUGAAAGGACGGAAAACUGCAGUCAUCAUGGCCUGUGGCUUAUCGGAAUCAGAAAAAGCUCUUUUCUAUGACAAAACUGAGCACCUUGGAUUUGUCAUUAUUGGCACCAGUCGAGCGAUGCUUGCUAAUCGAAUAUCAUUUUUUCUGGGAGUACGUGGAACUAGUUUAAGUAUCGACAGUGGCGAUAAUGCUGGUGGGGUUGUAUUGGAAGAAGCAAUUCGAGCCAUAAGAGAAGGAAGAUGUGAUGACGCCAUUGUCGGUGGUUGUAAUCUGGCUUUACAUCCUCAUGUAUCUUUACAAAUGUUCCAUGCAGGCCUUCUCUCACCUGAUGGAAGAACAAAGUCUUUUGACAGCAAGGCUGAUGGUUAUUCACGAAGUGAAGCAGUAACAACUUUUUUUCUGCAGCGAGCACGUGAUGCUAAACGAAUUUAUGCAGAGAUAAUGGCUGCAAGAUCAUCUUGCGGACCUGCCAUUGAUAAAAUAAUAUUGAUUCCAACCAGUGAUACUCAAGAAAGAGUCAUCAGAGACACAUUAGAUGAUUGUGGACUUUCUGCGAAAGAUAUCACUUAUGUUGAAGCUGAUGGAUCAGGAAUCAAAGAAAUGGAUGAACAAGAGGCAAAAGCCUUGGAUAAUGUGUAUAAUGAAGGUCAAAGUUCACCUCUUCUUAUUGGUUCUGUCAAACCCAACUUGGGUCAUACUUUUCAAGCCAGUACUUUUAAUUCAAUAAUCAAGGUGAUCACAGCAAUGGAAAGUGGACUCAUUCCUCCCACCAUUAACUACGAAAAACCUUCUGAAAAAAUUCCAGCGUUGGCAGCAGGUCGCCUGAAAGUUGUAACAGAAUUAACUCCAUGGCAAGGAAAUUAUGGAGCUAUUAAUACUGCAUCUGGAUCAGGUAAUACCACGCACGUGAUUCUCAAAAGUUUUAAGAAAAAAAAGACAAAUGGUGGACAACCCGAAGAUGACCUACCACGGUUAAUAAUGGUUUCUGGACGUACGCAAGAAGCUGUUGAAUCUAUUCUCAAUGAUUUGGAAAGCAGACCAGUGGAUAUUGAAUUGCUGCAGUUAUUUUAUGAUAUUUUUGAAAAGGACAUUCCUGCCCAUUUAUACAGAGGUUUUACUGUUUUACCUUCUCGAGGGAUGCCCCAGUCCACACGUCAAGAAAUUCAAUUUAAUGGUGGAGAAAAAAAAGAAAUUUGGUUCGUUUUUUCUGGUAUGGGUUCGCAAUGGCUUGGAAUGGGGGAAGCUUUGAUGAGGAUACCAAUAUUUAUGGAGGCAGUCAGAAAGAGCGAUACUAUUUUAAAACCACGAGGCAUAAAUGUUGUGAACAUAUUAACAAGCAAAGAUCCCAAGAUAUUUGAAAAUAUUAUUCAUUCUUUUGUAGGAAUCGCUACUGUACAGAUUGGUUUGGUGGACCUGUUAAAAGCAAUUGGCAUUGAACCAGACUUUAUGCUUGGUCAUUCAGUUGGUGAACUUGGUUGCGCAUAUGCCGAUGGUUGUAUCACAUCAGAAGAAAUGGUACUUGCAGCUUUUUCUCGAGGAUUAGCUUCAAUAGAAUCUGACUUACCAAAAGGCUCUAUGGCUGCAGUUGGCUUAGGUUUUGAAGCUGUAAAACCUCUUUGUCCUCCUGAUAUAGAUAUAGCUUGUCACAACUCUUCAAACAGUUCUACAAUUAGUGGUCCAGCAGAAUCCAUGAAAAAAUUUGUCGAAGAACUCAAAAUGAAGGGAAUUUUCGCUCGAGAAGUUUCCUGCAGUAAUAUUGCGUACCACAGCCGUUACAUUGCACCAGUCGGCCCUAAAUUGCUCAAGUAUCUUCAGCAGGUGAUUUCAGAAUCUCGCCCCAGAAGUAAUCGUUGGAUUAGCUCUUCUGUUCCAAAAUCCGAGUGGAAUUUAAAAAAGGCUCGCUUAUCAUCACCUGAAUAUCAUACUAAGAACCUCUUGAAUCCAGUUCUUUUUGCUGAAACUUCAUCAUUGAUUCCUGCGAAUGCUGUGGUUAUUGAAAUCGCACCUCAUGGACUUCUGCAAGCAAUCUUGAAGAAAUCUCUACCAGAAAGCUGCAUGAAUGUGCCUUUGACAAAAAGAGGCCAUGAGGACAAUGUUGAUUUCUUGAUGACGGCUCUGGGAAAAAUCUACAAUGUGGGGCUUCAAUUUAAGAUCAAAACCAUUUUACCUGAGGUCGAUUACCCUGUAGGCCGUGAGACUCCUUCAAUUUCAUCUCUUAUAAAAUGGGAUCAUUCAGCUGAUUGGUUCACGAGCUUCUACCAAAUCUCUGAUAAUAAUGUCAACGGAGAAAAAAUCUUUGAAAUAAACUUAGCUGAAGACAACUGGAAAUUUUUAGAAGGACACAGGAUCAAUGGCAAUAUUGUAGUUUCCUGUGCGACAUGCUUGAAACUUGCCUGGGAUAUUUGGAAGACGUUUAACGAUGUUGGCAGACUUUCGAUUAUUUUUGAAGAUGUGAAGAUUCAUCAACAACAGGUUUUUGUUCCCAAAAAUGGGUUUUUUAUGCUGACUGUCAUGGUCCAGAAAGGAAGCGGAAAAUUCGAGGCAGUCAAUAAUGAGAUUCUGAUAGCUUCUGGUCUAAUACGUACUACAGAUUCUCCAGCUCAGGAACGUUUGAAAAUCCCUUUAACUGAGAUUAAUGAUCAAUUGGAGCUUAAAGAAAGUGAUAUAUAUACCGAGUUAAAGAUGCGAGGCUUCCAGUAUUCUGGCUCAUUUAGAAGUAUUCGCAAAGCUUCUAUGAAUGGAUCAAGUGGCACUUUGAAUUGGAGAAAUGAUUGGACAACUUUUCUGGAUGGCAUGUUGCAGAUGUAUGUCUUUGGAAAUGAUACCAGACAAACGCAAUUACCUCUCUCAAUAAAAAAGAUUCUUAUCGAUGUCAAUAUGCAAGAAGAAAUUACCAAGAAUUCAGAAGAAAUACUAGUAACAGUUGAUCAUGGGUUGAACUUGAUAAACUCUGGUGGGGUACAAAUCACAGGAAUCACCGUAGAAUCCGUAUUGCCCGAUCCGGAAACCAGAAAAUCACUCAUCGAAGGAAUGGCUGUGAUUCCUUAUACUGAUGGAGCUCUUAUGACAACAACAGACAUUCUUCAAAUUAUUUUACAACUAUCAACCGAGAAGGAAAACGAAGAAAACCUUAUUUACAUAAUCGAAGAAGCCGACAAUGAAAGGAAAGAUUAUCAACGAAUUUUGGAAGAAAUAGCAAAAAAUUUUAAACUUCAACUUAAAACCGUCUCCACUGCAUGGCUAAAAAAUGGCAAAACUAAAUCCGAGAAUGUAACUCUCGUAAUAAUAUCUGAUGCGAAAGUAUGCAUAAAAUCUGAUUUUAUAAAAUUACUUGAUGAUAAAGCUUUUCUGCUAACUAUCGUAGACUCAAAUAAUGGUACUGAUCUUAUAAAAAAAUUAGAAUCAACAGGUUUAGGAAUGGUCUUAAAUAAAUGUCCAUCCGUUGAUCAAAUGAUGUUGGUUUUCCGUAAAAGAAAAUCCAUAAGAAAAACUAGUAUCAUGGAAAUAAAUGAUGACAAGUACGACUGGUCAAAGGAUGUCCAAGCUAAACUUAAUUUUCAAAAUUGUGAAAGGAUGGUCGUGUUGAACAAUACGAAGGAUUCUAUAAAUUAUUUAGAAAUUCUUGACCUUCUUCAGGAAGUAUCUGGCCGAGAAAAAAUUCGUUUCUUUGAUAUUCGUGAUCCCAAAGCUUCCAAGUUUUCGCUCAAUGAUCCUUUUUAUCAAUCCCAAUUGCAAAUGGAUCUUAUCUUCAAUGUUCUUUUGCCAGGGAAACUUUGGGGCUCUCACAGAAGAUUUAAAGUUGAUUCUGACCUUCGAAGUGUAUCAAAUUGGAAAGCCAGUCAAAUGCUGCCUGGUAAACCAGAUUCGGUAAUCUGGAUAGAGGAACAUGAAUCAAGUGAAAUUGAAAAUGACAGACUUAUUAAAGUUGAAUAUUCAUCAAUAAGCCCGAAUGACCUUCGGGAAACUACUGGAAAAUUACCAAGUGGCCUUUCUAGAAGAAAUGUUCUUGAAGAAAAGACAUUUGGUUCUGAAUUUUCAGGACUAGACUCAAAAGGAACUAGAAUUAUGGGAAUCUGUGAAAACGGUACUUUGCGCAGAUUUAUUAAGCCUGAUUCUGAAUACACUUGGUUAGUUCCUGAAUCCUGGAAUUUAAUAGAUGCUGCUACUGUUCCUUUAGCAUAUGUAGUAGCAUACAAUGCUCUGUACCUUAAAGCAGAUAUGCAGAAAGAAAACUCGGUUCUAAUUUUUGAUGGGUCUUGUCGUUUUGGUCAGGCAGCUAUUAACUUGGCAAUUAAUGACAGUUAUGAAGUUAUAACUACGUACGCUAACGACGAAGAGAAGAAUUUUCUUCAUUCUAGAUAUCCAACUAUUCCAGAAAGUAACAUCUUUCCUGCAAACAAUUCCGUUUUAAGAAAUAAAGUUUUAGAUAAAACGAAAGGCGAAGGCGUUGAUAUUAUCAUCUGCAACAAUGGUGAUUCACAGACUAUAGAGACAGCUUUAAUGUGCGCCAAACAAAAUUCUCCUGUAGUUGUCAUUGAUGAUAUAGAUGAUUUCUUUCAUGAAUCUGUAGGCUUGAAAGUAUUUUUGAGAGAGAUCAGCUUAUAUUCAAUUAGCCCUAAAAGGGUGACCAGUAUGAAUAAAGAACUAAAAAGGGAACUAGCAGAUAUGAUUAAGGAUGGCAUUGCUGAGGGAGUAGUCAAACCAUUGUCGAGGAAGGUGUAUCCUAGGGAAAUGUUAGAAAAUGCAUUUCACGAUGGCAUCUCCAAAAAAGAAUUCGGAACAACAUUAAUUAGAGUUCAGCCAGAACAGACCUCAACAAAAAAUGAAGCAUUAGCUGUUCCUCGAGUAUACUGUUCAAGUACUAAAACUUACUUAAUAAUCGAAGGUCUAACCGACUUUGGUCUUGAACUGAUUGACUUUUUAGUGGUUCGUGGUGCUAGAAAUAUUGUUAUUUCUUCUGGAACAAAAAGCGAAAGAGGUUACUGCAAACUACGUUUGGAAUUGUGGCGUAGUUAUGGUGUCAAUUUCAUCAUUCGAGAAGAUCUAGAUCUCUCUAAAAGGCAAAACGUGAAAGCUCUUAUGAAGGAGACAGCUUCACUAGGUAUCAUAGACGCCAUAUUUGACCUUCAGCGAAUGAGAUAUUCCUUAGUUAAUUUACAAGAAGCUUCAAAAUCGAUGAACAUUUUCACCAAGUUUUUAGAUGAAGAAUCGAGACAAGCUUGUCCUGAGUUAAGAAAGUUUGUUGUAUGCUCAUCUUCGAAAAAUCUGAAAGACAGCUUGAGUGACUGUUUAUUGAGGGAAGCUAGAGUAGCUAGGCUCUGUGAAAAACGUUGUAAAGAUGGUCUUCCUGGACUAUUGGUCCUAUGGAGUCCCAUAGACGGACUGAUUCCCUCCCAAAAUUUGCCAGUUGAACAGCUAGGAUUGGAACCAAUUCCUCAAUGUGUGAAACAACUUGAUGAAGUUCUUACGUUGAACACACCUGUCGUUUUAGCGACGAGUCGACUAAAAUGCAGUCAGGAGGAUGGAAAUGCAGAUGAAAUAGGAGAAACACAAAGCGAGGCUGCGGCUUUUAAAGCGUACCUCUACAAGAACGAUCCACUAAUGAAUUACAGAUACAGAAGUUUAGAAAAUUGUUAAAAUUUCUAUUAUUGAACUGUUUUCUGUGUGAGAAACAAGUGAAGCAGUAAGCGGAAAGAAGAGUGCUCUUCCGGGGCACUAAGUUAAAUGUUUAUAAAAAUUUUUAUUUUAACUUUCGAACUUUCAAUGGGAAUAAUAAAUUAAUUACUUUAAGCAAAUCUUUUCGUAGAAAUGUGUAUAUGAAUCAAGCUGGAUUUAGAUCAGUACGGCAGGUAAGUCAAAUAUAACCUCCCUCCCCCCGGAACUUUUAGAUUUGACAUUGUAAAAAAAGGAAAAAUGUAUGAGAUACCCAGGGACAAAAUUAUCUAAAAACAUUUUAGUAUGUUUACAGAAUUUGUAAAAUUUAAAUAUCU